AAGGAAUGGACUGGUAGUCCUACCGACUCCUACAAGUGAUGGGUUGGUUUUUCACCCCUUCUCUCUCAUCUUCGCUUCCACACCUGAAACUAGAUAUUUUAGGGGUUUUCUCUGCAAACCCUAAUAGCCAAUACCAAAAAUCAGCCAUGAAUUCAUCUUCCCUAAUCGGCUAAUCUUCGAUCCUCCGGCCCCAGAACUCAUAAAGUUUCACAGAUGUGUAUUCGAAUUGUUUAAUUGUAUGGAUGAUAAAUUUGAAGAUAUUACCAAAGAGAUGUUGGUGUUGCUGCUUCUGUCGAUAGAAUUUAUGUCACACCUCAACCUCAAUUCUCUGAUUUGCGAAUUGAAUGGUAAAAAGAAGUUUUACUGAAGAUUUAUUGAUGCUGCUGCAUGAAUCGAUAUCCGUAUAUGUCCCACUUCAAGCUUAUUCAACCGGAAGACCAGGAUUCUCGAUUUCUCCUUCUGGCAAUUCAAUUCAUAUCUUGCAAAGAAGUUGGACCUCAGUCAAAAAACUCUACCUCUAUCGAUCUGUUGAAGGUGGAUUAGAUAACCCAAUUCCGAGAUUGGGUCACCUGACUCAACAUUGCACAGAUAUAUAUCUCCUCACUCAUCGUAGAAGGCAAUCCCCACCACCAGUUCAACUUGCACCUCAUCAGAUAUUACAUGCUCAUCCACCUUCACCGGAAGACAAUUACUCGGAAGAAGAGAGAUUUAAUUUAGAUGUAGAUGAACCAGAUCCUGAUUGGAAUGAUUGGAGCCUUGAAGUUCAUCCCUCUCCAAACUCUUCAGGUCAAGAACAAUCUCCACUCUCUUUUUCUGGAGCAGAACAAGCAUAUAUGGUUACAAUCAAGAAGGCUUCAACUCUUUCAUGGCUUCUAGCUCCGAAUCUACUGAUUCAGAUGAUUUCUAUGCUUGGAUGAGAAACAAUCAAAACCACACAGAUCAGGGAAGGGCAAGAAGCAGAACAACAAGUACUAAUGAGGAGGAUAUAAAUAUGCACAAUUCAAUUCAACAACCAGUUGAGGUUUCAUAUCAACAACAACAGACACAACAGAGCCAUGUCAACUUCCUAACUUCAGAUAUUGAAGCGGAGUUUGAGCUAGCCUCUGAUGCGUCUUCAAGCUCUGCAAAUAGUGUAGCUCGGCCUGGUCAUAAGAGGGCUAAUCCCGAGCAGCAGGCAUAUCUUCAAUCGUCUGGCAUUGGGACAUCAUCUGCGCCAAACAUAUCAAGACGAAUGGAUGUUGAGGAAUUGCAUCAAUGGACAUCUCAACUGAAUCCUGCAAAACGAUGCAAAACAGCAGCAAUUAAACCAAUCACUCCAGAUAUCUCGGUCAACAACAAUAGCAACAGCAGCAGUAACACAAACCACAACAUCUUCUGAAGUUACCAAUGCAAGCUUUUAAAGUAUGAUAAAGUCCAUCCAUAUAAAUUAUCAAUCAACUACAUAGAAGUGCGGCAACAUUUCUAGGGCCGGUGGAACUCCACCUAUAUUUUUUGCAAUUAUCUUUUUUGUUUGUCUGUGACUAAGCAAUCUUCUUUUGUGUUUCACUCAGCAGCUGACAGUUUUUUUGGUUUCAGUCUUACCGUUACAUGGUAUGUCAAUUGCAGUUCUUUCAUUUUAGUCACUCUUUAGGUUGCUUUUAAUAAUUUCUAGUUUAUAAGGUUAGUCCAGUGUUAGUCUGUUAAAUAAUUCGAGUCCUCUCUGGUUUUACAGAGUGCUUUUGGGUGUGUAUUAGAAAGAUAAGUGUUGUAUUCAAUAGUAGAGGGUUGUUGGCAGUGUAUUAGAAUCUCUUUGUAGGAGUCUAAUAAUCCUCAAUUAGAAUCUCUGAGUUUCUCCUCUC
This is a messenger RNA of Papaver somniferum (opium poppy), 1838 nucleotides long. RefSeq lists its product as uncharacterized. The coding region runs from base 345 to 917 and encodes 190 amino acids. The transcript is spliced from 2 exons. Lineage: Eukaryota; Viridiplantae; Streptophyta; Magnoliopsida; Ranunculales; Papaveraceae. The record is from RefSeq and is a predicted model, not a curated record.